UUUAUUUAAGUAGAUUCGUCAGCACAUCUCAACAUAAUCAGCUCAGCUUGGCAGCCGUUCAGUCAGUUGCGUGGUUGAGCUUGGCCUAUCAUAAUGUCGCGGAAGCUUUGCCUGCUAACCUUUCUACUGUUGUGCAGUCUGGUAGCGCCCCAGUGUGAUUCAACCGCACCGCUCAAUACGUCAUCAAGUGGAUUCGCGUUCGAAAUGAUUUUGGUGAAGUUGCAACUACUGGAGCAUCAAUUCAUCGUACAUAAUAUGGAAACAGAGGAAAAGAUAACAGUACUGAGCGCCAAAAUAGAAAAUCUUAUUAAAAAUGUCGAGAGCCUUGCUUGGACGGCACAGCAAACGGAAGAAACGGCAAAUCAGCUCAAACUAAAUGGAAAGUACAUUGCGAAAAAUCUCACCGCAAUCCAGAGUGAUCUUACAAGUGUGCUCACUGAACAGAAGCUGUUGAGAGCGAAAAACCAGUGGAAAGAUCAGUAUCUUUCCCAGCGCUGUGGUAAUUCAACGAUACUCACGCUCAAUGGAGGAAGUCUAGGAGGAAUCGAUCACAGCUACAAGUCCUGCAACAAGAUACCUUUUCUAGUGUCCGGAGUGUACACGAUUCAACCGGAAAAGCCUUUUAAGAAAGCCAUAACUGUGUUGUGUGAUCAAGAGUACGAAUCAGGCGGAUGGACUGUGAUACAGCAUCGGUUCGAUGGAUCACUGAAUUUCUACCGCGAAUGGCAGGAGUACAAGGAUGGGUUUGGCAAUCUGGACGGUGAGUUUUGGCUGGGGUUGGAUCGUAUACAUCAGCUGACUAAUGCGGAACCUCAUGAGCUGGUGGUUCUUUUGGAGGAUUUCGAGGGCAACAAAACACACGCAAAGUACGACCAGUUUCAAAUAGGAAACGAACACGAAAAGUAUGCGCUCAACGUGCUAGACGGCUAUUCGGGCACGGCAGGCGACUCAUUGGGAGGUGCAAAAGCCAUGAAGUUUUCUACGUUCGAUUCGGACAAUGAUUCACACACCACUAACUGUGCCUCAGUUUACCAUGGUGCAUGGUGGUAUGCAGGCUGUCAUCAGAGCAACCUCAAUGGGAAAUAUUUGCGGGGACAUACGGAAGAAUAUGCAACGGGUAUGGUUUGGAAAUCGUUUGGCGGCUAUCAUUAUUCGUUGAAAAGCUCCAAAAUGAUGAUUAGACCUAAAUCUAACUGAUAACGAUGUGUGUACUCAAUUAGUUAGAAGAAGUUAGAAGGACCUGACCGAUCGUAUUGCUAGAUAGUUAAUUUUUAUUGUAUGUUUCAUUUGAAGAACUAUUUGAAUAAAAAAAAAACAAUUAUUAAAUUUGAAUUAUUGAAUUAAUGGAAACAUAAAAAGGUUUUAUAAAUAAAAUUGAAACAUGUCGAGCAUAAAAGGGCGAUCAUGGUGAGUAAAAGAAGAGUGAAUCCAGCGUAAAUGUUGUCACAUGAUAAGCCAGUUGAUGCUUCAAUUCCCAAAUUUAAACCAUGAAGAUGAUGUUGAUUCCACCACAUGCCCUUGCAUACGCCCAGGAGGGUCAAAGCUAUCCCCAAAUUAUCAUCGAUAAAUUGCCAUCGAUUUAUUGAGUCAUCAUAUUGUCAUACUGACGUAUUACAAUAAAUUAAA
Messenger RNA from Anopheles stephensi (Asian malaria mosquito), 1626 nucleotides. Its product is annotated as ficolin-2-like. The record is from RefSeq and is a predicted model, not a curated record. NCBI's taxonomy places the organism in Eukaryota, Metazoa, Arthropoda, Insecta, Diptera, Culicidae. The transcript has 2 exons. The coding region runs from base 94 to 1197 and encodes 367 amino acids.